This is a messenger RNA of Amoebophrya sp. A120, 903 nucleotides long. NCBI's taxonomy places the organism in Eukaryota, Dinophyceae, Syndiniales, Amoebophryaceae. The record is from the annotation of a GenBank genome assembly.
UGAGCAGUCCGUCGUGGCAGUUUGCGGGUGAGGUCAGAACAGAGCCAACCAUAGGAAUAAACGAGAAUCGAAUAGCUUCGCCCGCUGGGUGUGAAAUCGCAAACUUGCGCUAGAAGGUUCAGUUUUGUGGAAAAUUCUUCUCCGCCCGCGGUUCGCUCUAGCCCGACGGUGCACGCUGCCGGUACUUCGUUUUCCCCUCGUGGCGACGUCGAGGUGCUGAGUCGUGCUCGACGAAGGACUACUUCGUGUAGCGUACGACACCUGCUUGAAGACUGACUGACGGACAUCAUGCCAACCUGUGCGUCUCUCCUCACCGCUUGCUUGCAGACUGGUGGAAGCUACUGCUACGGCAGCUGACGAAACGAUCACGAUCGAAAGAGAAUGCGUUCGACGUCUGUCUUCGAUGUGGCACACAACAGGUAUGAAGAAAUUUAUAAGACAAUAAGCAUUUUUGCACUACAGUGUCGUACGUUCGGCGUAGGUUGCAGCGAAUUUUGAAUUGACCACGUAGCACCACGUCGUCGCGAAGGAAAAAUCGAUAUUCUAAUACUAAAAAACAGAAAUCAUCACGGGAUCGGUGCGUUGUGCGAACAGGGAAACGGGGUCGAUCAAGAGACGGGAAUCAGCCGGCAAACGUGGUGAACAAAAAAAACGUCUUUUGGGUCUUGCAGUGUCCACGGAUGGUUGUAAUGAUAUACUCAUUAUGUUUCUGAAGCGGAAAAGAUGAAGUUUCUGGUUCGACAUGUCGCCGAACUGGACUACAGCUGUCCAGUAUGUGAAUAAAAAAUUUUGUAGUAGUGUCCACACGGUGCAAAAAAUGUACGACGAAAAUUUGCAAUUAGAACGGAUGAUAUGAGACGCGCACGACUUACACGGAAAGAUUUGUUCGCCGCGUAUGUGACG